Penicillium griseofulvum is the source of this 4665-nucleotide messenger RNA. RefSeq lists its product as uncharacterized. Gene Ontology annotation, molecular function: nucleic acid binding; RNA-DNA hybrid ribonuclease activity; zinc ion binding. NCBI's taxonomy places the organism in Eukaryota, Fungi, Ascomycota, Eurotiomycetes, Eurotiales, Aspergillaceae. The transcript has 5 exons. The coding region runs from base 1 to 4665 and encodes 1554 amino acids. The record is from RefSeq and is a predicted model, not a curated record.
AUGGCGGACCCACCGACGGGAGGGCCCGAGCCCUUUCCCACAAACAUCCAAGAAUCCAUCGCCAGCAUCCUAGGAGAAGAACUUCAGGCCACGGUAGCUGCAGACAGGUCCGACUUGCUCUAUGAGACUCGGAAGCGAACCCGGGGUAGCGAUGCUUUCGCACCAUCGGACCCUGCGGGUCGAAUCACCACCAAAGAGGUGUGCGGCAAUGGCACCUCCCCGCUGAACCACCAACCACCCGACAAAGAACAAAAUUGCGUUCGAAUCAGCACUCAGAGGACCUUUGUCGAUCCAAGGGACAAUAUUAACAACGACGGACACGCUUUCGGCGACGUUACGACGCAAGACGCUCAAGUGGCUGGUAUUGGCACCACCAAAACUGGCUAUAUCAUUCGAUUCAAGAACACGGAGUCAGCUAACGUGGCCCGAAACAACACCGAGUGGCUACAUAACCUAGGCAAUAACACGAAGCUGGUAAAACCACGGUUCGGUAUCGUUAUACACCGAACUCCCACCGAGGAGUUCGACCUAGAGACCGGGGCGGCCCAGGCAGUAGAUAAAAUCACCGAAGACAACGACCUAACAGAACACGGCUUCCGCAUCGAAGAGCUGGCCUGGAUGAAGGCGAAGGACAAGCCCCUGGGUAAAUUUGCAUCACUGGGAGUCUUGUUCGACUCUACGGAGGGGGCGGAACAUAUCCUUCGAAAUGGUUUCGUUGUCAACAAGCACUACCUUCAUUACAUUGAACGACGCGAAUUCAAGAAGAAGAGAUGCUUCCGGUGCCAACAGUUUGGCCACCUAGCAUGGUCAUGCAAGGAAACGCCACGAUGCGGGCACUGUGUGGGCCAACACGAACGAGAGCGUUGCCCACCCGGAAUGCUAGAGAGAAACCUCCGCAUUCUACAGUUGAACAUGAUGAAAUCAGGACCGAGAAUGGAGGCACUGAUCAAUGACCCUCAGAUCCAAGAUCUAGAUAUUCUUCUGAUCCAGGAGCCAUCCAUUACCACGUAUCGCACACAUGUCAACCAUAGCGCCUGGCGACUAUACCGACCUACCACGCAGACCGAUGCAGUUCGAUUCCGCAGCCUCAUCUACGUAAAUAGACGAAUCUCUACCUCCUCACACUGCCAGAUACCUUGCGACCACCCAGAUGUCACAGCCAUUAAGAUCUGGUCAGCCGACUUCCAAAUCCUUAUCUUUUCGGUCUACAUACCUCCAGUCCCACUAUUCACGACCGACAACGCGCCAGCAUCACCAGCGCUCACAGCAAUACAAAACACCAUCACAACCACAACGCAAAAUGAGCAGCGGUCUAUAAGCAUCAUUCUUUUCGGCGACUUUAACCGACAUCACCCAAUGUGGGGCGGCAGUCAUAUCCCAUCUGGAUUUAUCGAAGAAGCCAGCGAGCUGAUUGAUUUUUUCCAAACUCACAAUCUUCACAGCUGCCUCCCUCGAGGCACAGCAACGUUUUGGGCCUUGAACAGCCCAGGACAAAACUCGACCACCGACCAGACAGUGACAGACAGACCGGAUCUGCUUAUCAAAUGUCAUCUAUAUCACGAAUACGGAUCCGACCACCGCGCCACCUACUCGGAAUGGAAUCUGCAACCCCAGAGCAAGCCAAGCACCAAAGCAAGAAAGGCGUACGAACGCGCGGACUGGGACAGAAUUGGCGAAGAAGUAACCCGGCAGAUGAGCCCCUGGAAAGACAUUAAGACUCGACCAGCACUCGACCGAAUUGUGGAAGAACUUACAUCAGCGACGGCCCAGGCCGUUGACCGGUUCAUACCUGAUACUCGCCCAACGCCAUACUCGAAACAAUGGUUUACACCAGACCUCAAGGUUCAACAAGUUGAAGUCAAUCAACUGCAAAAGAGGUGGCAAGCUAGCUGUGUGGGGCUAGGACGAAACCAUGCCAGCACUACUGCUGCCUUUCAGGCCAUGCAACAAAAGCGUCGAGCAUGGACUCGGACCAUAGAGAAGGCCAAAGCGUCGCAUUGGAAGCAGUUCCUAGACGAGGCGGGCGAAGGGAAGCUCUGGAAAGCAGCAACCUACAUGAAGCCUCGAGAGACGUGGGGCUGUACCCCAGCCCUACAAGUUGGCUCGGAGGAGCUCACCCAGAACGAAGACAAAGCGAAGACCUUGCUUGAAGCAUUCUUUCCCGCAAUGAACAUACCCGAUCCUAGCCCACCAGCGUUGCCACAGGCGGAUCUCCCGUCGCAACCGAUCACCGAACUCGAGAUUGAGGGAUCAUUGAAGGCAGCGAAAGGGGCGACGGCACCAGGGGAGGACAAUCUGCCGAUGCUGGUCUGGAAGAAACUAUGGGUAUACUUGAAGUCCUUUAUCACCGGCAUCUUUGCAGCGUGUAUAAACUUAGGGCACCAUCCAAAACAAUGGCGAAGUGCGAAAAUCGUCGUUUUGCGGAAACCUGGUAAACCUGAUUACUCGACGCCCGGUACCUACCGUCCCAUUUCACUUCUGAACACUCUCGGCAAGCUUCUCGAGUCAGUGAUAGUCCGACGGUUGUCCUAUCUGGCGGAGAAGCACGACCUGCUACCAAACAGCCAGUUUGGCGGACGCCCAGGCAGAACUACCGAGCAAGCAUUGCUGGUGCUGUCUAAUGCGAUCGACCAAGCGUGGUAUAAACACAAAGUGGUAACGCUAAUUGCAUUCGACCUCAAGGGUGCCUUUAACGGGGUGAACUGGGUGAGCCUAGACGCCGCGCUACAAGCGAGAGGGAUUCCGAUAGCGGCAAGGAAAUGGAUCGCGAGUUGCAUGAGCGACCGACACGACAAUAUUGGAUUGGAUGACUUCCGUACCGAGACAAAGCCCCUAGCCAAUGCAGGAUUAGCGCAAGGGUCGCCACUCUCUCCCAUCUUGUUUGCUUUCUUCAACGCCGAUCUGGUCGACCAGCCAGUCAACUCCCACGGAGGCGCGUCGGCAUUCAUUGACGACUACUUCCGCUGGCGAGUGGGCCACUCGGCCGAGGAAAACUUGGCCAAAAUACAGUCCGGGGAUAUCCCUCGGAUUGAAGAGUGGGCGCGGCGAACUGGAUCCUGCUUCGCGGCGGAGAAAACCGAGCUCAUCCACCUCACCAGAAAGAGGGGAGAGCACUUAGGGGGACAAAUCACCUUCAAUGGAGCCGAAGUCAAGCCGUCACCUACAGCCAAUCUGCUGGGGGUAGUACUCGACCAGGGACUUCGUUGGAAGGAACACGUCCAGCAGACCAUCAAACGCGCUACCAAGACGACUAUCGCGCUAAGUGGACUACGACACUUACGCCCAGAACAAAUGCGACAGCUCUACCGAGCGUGUGUCACACCCGUCAUAGACUAUAGAACCGCGUUGAUCCGGAUUCUAUCGGCAUUUCGGACAGUAGCCACCAAAACGCUAGAGGUGGAAGCUCAUAUGCUCCCUACGCAUCUUCGUCUUCGCCAUCGCGCACAGCGCACCAUCGCGAGACUACACACCCUACCGCGUGACCACCCCAUUCGGGGCGCACUAUCACGUGCCCAGAAUCGGAGAAACAAUAUAGGGUCGUACGCGCGCUUCCCUUUAGCAGAAGCGUUGAAAACAAUGGAUGUCGACAGGCUCAACGAACUGGAGACGAUUGAUCCACGCCCACUGCCACCGUGGCGAAAAGACGCCUUCACGGAGAUUGAGAUUGAACCAGACCGAGAAACAGCGAGAGAACGAGCAGUUUCCGCAAAGGACACGUCAGACAUAAUCGUCUACUCGGACGCCUCCGGGCGGAAGGGCCAUCUGGGGGCCGCCAUCGUUACACUCAACGACAAUGAAGAGGUGAUAGAAUCCCAACAGGUCCAGGUGGGCCCGAUGGAACGUUGGUCGGUCCACGUUGCAGAGCUCAUUGGCAUCUUCUACGCGGUCGAUAUGGUGUUCAAGCUGGCCCAUCAGCGCACGAAUGUCGAGGAUGGAGUGCAGUCAACGGCAACAAUCUUAUGUGAUAGCAGGUCGGCCUUGCAAGCAAUCCAGAAUGUCAAAAGUCGAUCGGGGCAGCGUAUCAUCCAUGCGAUCCUCCAAGCAGCCGCUGAAGUCCAGAGAGUGAACGUUAGGCUCCGCCUCCAAUGGAUGCCAGGACAUUGUGAAAUCCCAGGGAACGACGCUGCAGACCGAUUGGCCAAAGAAGCUGCGCAACCGGGUAAAUCCCACCCCUUCCGGCCGCUACUAUCGAGGGAGAACGCAUUUGUCCGCGGAAAUAUUUAUACUCAGUGGGGACGAGAGUGGAAGUCAAGCACCAAAGGCGCUCACUUACGGAAAGUUGACGGCGCCCUACCGGCGCGAUACACCAGGAAACUAUACGGGAAUUUACCCAGGAACCGCGCGUACCUGCUAACACAGCUACGCACGGGCCACAACUGGCUAUCCAGCUACCGUAAAGAAAUUGGAUACAGCGAGCACGAUCGGUGCGAGUGCGGCGCGCAGGAGACAGUUGCCCACGUGUUGAUAGAAUGCCCAAGGCUCCGAGAGCUGAGGACGGAAUUGAGAAGGAAAGUCGGGGACGCGUUCAACAGCGUGUCGAGCCUCUUGGGAGGCUCAAACGAAGGUGACAAAGGUAAACCAGACACCGUCUCGAGGGUGAAGACGGUUCAGGCCGUAUUGGACUUCGCCGAGGCGUCACAGCGGUUUCGCAGUCGCGCGCCAUAA